AUGGUAUGCCAACAUAUAGAGCAAGUGAUGCAGAAUCCGAAAGUCGGAGACGCGGUAGUUAGGGAAUGCAUCACCGUAAGGUACUUGAUUAAGAACUGUGAUGCAAAGAAUAGGUAUUUGAGGGCUAUGCGGUGUUCUGAGUGCUUGCAGAUUAACUGCGGGAAUAGUUUUCUCUGUCUUCAAUGCGGCUUUGUCGGUUGCUGGAACGGCCAGCAUUUUUUGGAGCAUAGUAAGAAGGUUGGGCAUAUAUUCGGUGUGAAUGCGGUGAACGAGCUAUUGUUUUGCUUUAGAUGCUUUAAUUAUAUCGGAGAUAACGAAUUGGUAUGGAUGGAUAUUGUUCCUAAAUACUGGGACGAGGUGCUAUCGCGCAGUUCAGUGCCGGGGAUAGAUCGUCGGGACGGGCUCCAUGGGUUAGUGAACAUGGGCUCUACAUGUUUUAUGAGCAGUGUUGUGCAAACCCUCGUGCACAUUCCGCCAGUUUUACGAGAAUUACUAGGACAAACUCACCAAAGGUACUGUGAUGUACGGGAUGGGAUGGGUUGUAUAUCCUGUGCAAUUGAUGAGGUUGUAUCGAGCCUUUAUGGGUACUUGCACAGUAAAGACAAGCCAGCCUUGACGCCGCCAACUUCUGAGGAAGAGACCAGCGGUAUUUUGAAUCCCGUGCAGUGCUCUCAGCAGGGAUUUAUCAACCUCUUAACAUGUUCCUGGAAGAUCAACAAAAGUUUGGCGGGAUACUCGCAGCAAGAUGCACAUGAGUUCUGGCAAUUCCUGCUUAACCAGCUCCAUGCGGACUACGUGCGCCUCCAUGGGUCUCCCACAAAGCCUACUCCAUGCGGCUGUAUACUCCAUCAAAUGUUCCAGGGUCGACUUGAAUCUAGCAUUGUGUGUGCUGAGUGUAACGACGACAGCAACACGACUGUAGAUCCAAUAAUGGACCUAUCGUUGGGUAUACAUAGCAAGUCUACUUUGAUCGAGUGUUUAGACUCUUUCCACAGGCGUGAGCCUUUAACAGACUACACCUAUCGCUGCAAAAGCUGUCAGUCUACCAGAAGUCCCACGCGGCAACUUACAAUGGCGAAACUACCGCCUGUUCUGAUGCUUCAAUUAAAACGUUUUGAGCACUUAAUGAACGGUACAAGCGUCAAAUUGAAUGAGUACAUAUCCUUUCCACAGCAUCUCAACAUGAAGGAUUAUUGCAAGCCUAUAGAUGAUCAAAAUCCUGUACCAAAUAUGACGUACCGCCUAACUGCUAUUAUCUCGCAUCACGGUUCCGUCGACCAGGGUCACUACACUACCAUUUGCAGGAUAAAUGGCGAUAGAUGGGUGAGAUUUAAUGACUCUAUGGUUACUCUGAUAUCCGAAGAGGAUAUGCUAAAAGAGCAAGCUUAUCUGUUGUGCUACGUCGUCGCUUAA
Eremothecium sinecaudum is the source of this 1413-nucleotide messenger RNA. It is a transcript of the gene UBP8, whose product is annotated as ubiquitin-specific protease UBP8. The transcript has a single exon. Gene Ontology annotation, biological process: protein deubiquitination. Bases 1 to 1413 code for a protein of 470 amino acids. NCBI's taxonomy places the organism in Eukaryota, Fungi, Ascomycota, Saccharomycetes, Saccharomycetales, Saccharomycetaceae. Gene Ontology annotation, molecular function: cysteine-type deubiquitinase activity; zinc ion binding. The record is from RefSeq and is a predicted model, not a curated record.